CGCGAUUGAAUGCGAUGGGCGUGCCAUGGGCCACUCGCGGCCCCGCGUCGCCCCGACGAAUGACCCCCCGCACUCCCCUGACCGGCUGGUGCGAGCAUGUCGUCGGUCGAAUGAGUGCCAGGUUUUGCCAAAUUAGGGCUUUUAUUCUCUCGUCCUGUUCGGUUCGACGGUCAUGAAUCUGCUCUCCUCUCUCUCGCUAAAACCCUCCGCCCUGACCUAAAGGACUCGCUCUGUGCGCGAGGCGAGGAAAGCAGGUGAGGGUGAGCGGAGUGCCGAAGGGAUCGAGUCUUUCUGUUCUUGGCGAGUGGCGGGGUUCCCGAGACUCGCACAGAUGUCGGGAGCUGGUUCAGGUUGGAUCGGAAUGGGGAGAUGGUGCACUGUGCUCGCCGAAUAGUGCUCUUGUUAGGAGGUAUGGGACAUCGAAAGCGAAAGUAACGGUGCGGGCGUUGUUACUGGAUGGAUCCGUAGCAUGCAAGGGUGUGGAAUUUCGGGCUUCUGAUUUAUGCCGUGACAGCUCAGGUUUUGUAGGUGCCCACUGUUGUGGGGAUUUAAAAUUGUUCCGCUGCCACCGUACCUGCGUCAUCCAUCUCUCGUAUGGAUCAGCUUUUGGUGUCUGUGUUACGUGGGGUUGUCGCAGCUGAUGCCCCUGAACAGCACACGGAUCGGCACAUGGUAAUCCACUCAGGCGUCGGGUUUGCCUCCCGUGUACAGUGAUGGAGCCCCAAAUGCUCAAAGCCCUUUGUCUUGGACGUUACUCGUGAUUCUUGUCAGAAUUACUUCGUCUCGAUCAUGGGCUUUCAAGGCCGUCUGCUGAGGGUUAUUUCCGAAUUGGGCAGAUCGUCAUCUCAGAGGAGGACCCGAUCUUUGCCAGUUGACUCCUGGACCAGCUUUACACGGAGAAAUCCAGAGCCCAACCGCACUGUUGUCACCAUCCCCGGUUCGUGCUAUGGAUCCACUGACACCUUUGGACAAAAGGAUGUCCCGCUUGUUGAACCAGGCCGGUACUCUGAUGUUUCCUUUUCUGCACCCGUACCUUCUGCAACAGCAUCGUCGAGGUUUUCAUCUGCAGGAGCGAGUUUCCACGGGUCGCUCGCCGUGAACCAGCUGACACCUUCCCCUCAGUUUAUGGCCUGCCCGAGAGUGUGCAAGAAUUUGAGCACCGUGUGCUAUCCCAGGGUUGGCCGAUCGUUUGAAGCGCAUCACUUAUUGGAAGCCUCUCAUAAUAAACCUCGUCCUCCGCGAUUCGAUUUUGGGAUUGCCCGGGGAGAAGAGGAAGAUCGCUUUGGCUACGGUACUUUUCGGAAGUCAACGACAUGUGGCGGACGCAUUCGUUUUGCCCCUCAGCCACCGCAGGGCGUUGUCCAGCAUGUUUGUAAACUUCUGCGGGCCAUGGGUUGGGGGCCUCAAACUGCCUGUGCGCUCGAUGUGCUGGACCAUGAGCUUAAUGUUUUCUUUGUGUGUGAGGUCAUGAAACAUAACGGCGAGGUGAAUGAGUCUAUGGGGUUUUUCCGAUGGGCGCAGAAACAGACUGGUUUCAAGCACAACUCUUACACCUACACAGUCCUGUUAGGUCUGCUUGGAGAUGCAGGAAGAUUAGAUGAAAUGACAGGUUUGUUGCAGGAGAUGCGGUCCGAGGGUGUCACUGCCUCGGUCGUAACGUACAUCACGCUCAUCAAAAGCUACGGAAAGGCUUCAAUGAUAAAAGAAGCCCUGGAGGUGCUUGAUCAGAUGCAGAGGCACGGUUGCCAGCCUACUGUGCAUGUCUACAAUCGCCUCAUGGACGUGUUCGUGACUACUGGCUCUCAUGAUCUCGCUGAACAGAUGUGGAAGCAGAUGCAGCAAAGUGGGUGCCCUCCUGAUAAGCGCACGUACCAGUCUUUGAUUGAAGUUCUGGACAAGGCAGGCAACAGGACGGCUGUUUUCAAGACGUUCAGGGAAAUGCUGGGGAGGAGAAUCAACCCGACGUUACCUACUUACAAUAUCGUGAUGUCGCUGUAUGGUCAGGCUGGUGAAGUAGAUACAGUUGUGAAGCUUUUCCAUGAGAUGACAGAACGAGGUCCAAAACCCAAUCUAGCUACUUACGACAUACUAAUCAAGAGCUUUGCCAAGGUCGGGGAUGUGAACGGUGCCUGCAGUCUGUUUGACACAAUGGCAGAAGCAAAUUGUUAUCCCAUCGUCCUCACGUAUAGUAUUCUCAUCAAGGGUCUCGGAAGCAUUGGGAAAGUAGACAUGGCAGUGGACUUUUUCCGGCGGAUGAUUAAGCAAGGGCACAUUGCCGACGAUGUCGCGUAUUUAACGCUCAUCGAUAUUCUAGGUAAGGCUGGACGAAUGGAAGAUGUCUUGAAUCUGCUUCAGGAAAUGAAGACCCAAGGCGGCGUUGCUAAUGUGUUCGUCUACAACUCUGUCAUAAACAGCCUAGGGAAGGCAGGGAAAGUCGAUAUGGCUUUGAAACUGUUCGAAGAUAUGGCCCAGAGCGGUUGCGCUCCAGACGUGGUCACUUUUACUUCAGUGGUCGAUAUCUUGGGGAAGACGGGGAGAGUUGAUGAAGCUUACAAGUACUUUCAGCGAAUGAAGGCGGAAGGAUGUGAGGCAGAUGUUGUCGUUUACACGACACUCAUAGACUGCUUUGGGAAGGUAGGUGAUAUGGAUAGAGCGUUGAACCUUUUUCAGGAAAUGAAACUUCUGAAGUUUUCUCCGAGCGUGGUGACUUACAACGUCAUGCUCGACCUCCUCGCCAAAGCAGGCAACAUGGAUGAGGCGUCCAAGCUUCUGAGGGAGCUCAAAGCGACAGGACCUCGCCCCGACAUCGUCACUUACGGUGUAAUGAUGGACGGAUUUGGGAAGCUUGGAAACUUGUCUGCUGCUGACAAUCUUUUCAUCGAAUUGAAGAGCAAGGGUUUUGCACCAAGUGAAGUCAUCUACAACAUUCACAUAAAGAAUCAUGGCAAAGCUGGAAACGAUGAAAGUGUUGGCAGGCUCUUUAUGGAGAUGAAAUCUUGCGGUUUCAAACCGAAUACUCGGAUCUAUAACUCAGUGAUUGAUUGCUAUGCAAAGAAGAGAAAGAAAGAAGCUGCCAUGGACGUUUUCCAGGAGAUGACGAAGGCUGGGGUGAAGCCGAACAAGACAACCUACAAAAUUCUCUUGUCUACGAGACUUUUCACGUUGAACACAUUACCAGUAAUCAUUGACGAUGAGAUUAUGAUGAUAGCCGAUGGUUGAAAACCAGUAUGGUGUUGGACAAGAUUGCUGCGGCAGUAACUUGAUUCGCAUGUUCUGCUCCUCAAGUAUCAGAUCUGGAUGGAUGGAUACAUCAGAUUAUCACAAUACAUCAUGGAGUACCAAAUGUAUCUUCUUAUUCGGAAGAUCAGAGUAUCGUUUCUUGGACACACCAGCAAGCACGCGAGCGUCGGCACAGUCAAAGUUAUAUCGACUAUAAUGAAUCUUGGUGUUGGCAUUACGGACAUCUGAUGAGGUGCGCCACCUCAAGGAUUGGUAUGAUGACGAUUUUAUUCGCACUACGGGCUUAUUUCCGUUGGAACUUCUGAGGAGGUGAAAUAGGAUCACAGCAGAGGUAAAUAUUUACAAAUCUCAAGGGACCUGAGCGAGUGUUGCUGUUAUUCUCUCACGGCCUUUUCAGACGGGACGGUAGAGAUUUUUCUGAAGGUACUUCAGACGCCCUGAGGUCGUGUACGAAGCUAUCGUCGAUUGGAGCAUAUAAUAUUACACGUCAAGGACAGACAAUUUUGAAGUGCUCUAAGGAAGGUAUUGCAGGGCAGAGCGUAUGAUACCACACAGUAGAAGGAUAGUGCAAAUGUCAUCUCAACUUUGUUGCACGCGACGUUUGCCGGAAUCACAAAAAUUUUAAAGGAAUUAUGACAUCACCCAUAUCAGUUUACUCACCUGUUGCAAUAUAAUUAAAUUUAAAGACUUGAAGAAAUUAGCUUCUUAGAAAUUUUUAAUUACUCGCAAUUGUGUACAAACAAAUUUUGUAUUCUAGUCGUGUACAACAGCUUUUUUUCACUCCCAAACACAGUCUAAAUGUACACCUAAAUGUAAAAGGAUCCAAAAUUUGUCGGCCUUCCGUGAAAUGUAGAUAAUUAAAAGAUCCUGGACAUAAACCAUCGCCACAGAAGGAUGGUAAUUUCGCCCAACACGACGAGAAACACGACGAUUUGAAGAUGAUGAUGAACGGUCAGAAACUAUGUUAAACCAUCGCAUCUUAGGAAAGAUCUUCUCUGGCACACG
This is a messenger RNA of Marchantia polymorpha subsp. ruderalis, 4245 nucleotides long. Lineage: Eukaryota; Viridiplantae; Streptophyta; Marchantiopsida; Marchantiales; Marchantiaceae. The record is from the annotation of a GenBank genome assembly.